UUUGCGUGGGUGUGUGUAGGUGUAUUGUGGCAGCUGUCAAAACAUUGUGUGUUGUGAUGCUUGAAGUCUUUGUCUUGGUGUAAAACUUGUUUUAUGCUAUCACAAUUUAUUGAAAUGGACAGCACUUGGUAAAAACAGUUUCAUAAAUCCACCGAAAUUUUGUAAUUGGCACGUUUAAAGUUAAAAAUGAAUAACACCGAAAUUGAACGGGGAGAAGAGUCUGUCAGUGGUGGAGCGGACGAUAAUAUAAAUCUGACAUCGCACAGCAGAACGCAUUUAUUAAAUCCGUCCAGAAUAAACAGACUUCCUCAGUUUGUUGCUGCGUUUGUAGCUACAAUUGGCGCAUUUGCAAUGGGUACAGUUAUGGCAUGGACUGCACCAGCCAGCGGGGAAUUACAAUCUAAAUUCAAUUUCAACAUCUCAGAAAUAUCAUGGAUUGGUUCAUUUGUAGCACUUGGUGCUGCAGCAGUUGUGUUACCUGUUGGAUAUUUAACUGAUAAGCUCGGCCGCAAAUUGACCAUGCUAAUUUUGGUUACACCAUUCUUAGGAGGAUGGGCUGUUAUCUUGUGGGCCAAAACUUGGGAAGCAUUAUGCGCUGGUCGUUUCAUAGUUGGAAUGGCUGGUGGAGCUUUUACAGUAACAGUACCUAUUUAUAUUGGUGAGAUAGCUGAUAAUGAAAUACGGGCAACUCUCGGUAGUUUCUUCCAGUUAAUGGUGGUUGUUGGUGUGUUGUUUGUGUACAUUGUAGGUCGGGAAUGUAAUUUGUUUUGGAUGAGUGCCAUAUGUGGGCUUGUCCCAAUCGUUUUUGGCGCAGCCUUUGUUUUUAUGCCGGAGACACCUGCAUACUAUUUAGGCAAAGGCAAGGAAGAUGCAGCAAGGAAAUCACUUCGGUGGUUGCGUGGAACUGCAUGUGAUUUGGAACAAGAUAUAGCGCAAAUGAAGCAAGCGGAAGAAAACAGCUCAAGGCCAAGACCACCAGACUCUCGAAGUGCCACGAAGAUGUCACUGUUUAUUGCACUUGGACUUAUGACAUUUCAGCAGCUGAGUGGCAUCAACGCCAUUAUAUUUUACACAACAGACAUAUUCCAUGCAGCUGGAAGCACAAUUGAACCCAGUAUAUGCACUAUUGUAGUUGGCACUAUGCAAGUGGGGGCAACACUUUGUUCGUCAUUAGUCAUUAACCGAUUAGGCUGUCGUGUUUUACUGCUUACUUCUGGAUUUGUGAUGGCAACUUGUACGUACACGCUUGGAGUAUUUUUCCAUCUCCAGGCCAGGUAUGGUGUAGACUAUGUUAGAAAUUUUGAUUGGUUGCCAUUGGCCAGCCUUUGCCUUUACAUUAUAGUUUUUUCUAUUGGCUUCGGACCUGUUCCUUGGAUGAUGAUGGGUGUCCUUUUCCCACCUCAUAUAAAGGGACUUGCAAGUUCCAUUACUUGUUUAGUCAACUGGAUGUUAGUGUUUGUUAUUACAAAAUUUUUUGCAAAUCUGUUAGUGUUUGCAGGCACAGCUUCAACAUUUUGGCUCUUCUCAUUAAUAACUGCAAUUGGCACAGUCUUUGUUUUUUUUGUUGUUCCAGAAACUAACGGAAAAUCACUUGAGGAAAUUCAAAUGGAGUUAUCGGGCAGUGAAAGUUAACUUAAUUUAUUGGAAUUUUAUUUAUUUAUUUAUUGGUCCAUAUAAAUCUCUUUUUAAGUACAUAUAUUGUACACAGAAUCUAUUUGUAGAAAUGAGAGCAAGAUAUAUCACUCAUAACAGAUGAUGAUUAUUGCAGCUAUGUGUAUCAAACAGUUAGGUUCUUAAUCAAGAUAUAUGCCCCUGUCUUUUUAUAUCAUCAUCUGUUGUGAAAGAGUAACUUGAGUUUUAUGGCUUACUGUUAUUUUAUACUCCAUUUAUAAUGUUUAAAAUUUACCAAAGAACAAUGAACUAUGGGUUCCCACUAUUCUGCUAAAAUAUACUGAACUCUUUAGUUUUACAUUUGUAAGUUCAGAUGCCUGCCUAGUGGUAUCUUUUCCUAUGUAUGGUAGUAAUGGACUGCAUACUUUUCAACUCCGUGUUUAUGUGGGUAGAAACAUCCAGGGGUAAACUGGUGUUGUAAUUACAUUUAUUUUUUACAAAGUGACACUGAAAUGUGUGAAAAUUCAGAACGGUAUAUUGUUAUACUAUAAACAUGUAUAACUUAUGUAACUUAUAAUUUGUGAUUGAGAUGUUCAUUGAUAACUCAAUAUUUUUCCCUUUAGAUGUGUGUGUUAAAUAUACUUAAAGACGACUUCUGUCUGCAUGUUACUGUGAUAGUUGUAGGGGAAUAAUAUUGAGAACUACAGAGUGUAUAAUUGUGUUGUUGUAAAAUCCUGGUUACAUGUGGAUAUAAGAUAAUUAACGCUUACCUAAGAGCAUUAUGAAUGCUACUAAAUAAAGAAGUGUUAAUGUAAAGAUUUCCAAGCAUUGGUUUUUUUAUAUCUACUGAAGAUUAUCUGUGGGGCAUAGAAAAGUGGAUUUGAAUUUCUUUAUUGAGCCUGUAAAUCAUAAUUUAGUAUGUAGUUUGCACAAAUAACAUUGAACAGUGAGGUCUGAUAUACUAAAUAUCAUUUAUACAUGCCAUUUUGAAAACUAGUUAAGUAGGCCUACAUGCUGCAUGAUGGUUGAUGAAGUAUAUUAAUUCUUGUGGUGUUCCAAAUACUCAGAAACAGAAUAGAAGCAGUACCCUUUGUGUUUAAUUUUAAACUGCUGUAAAUAGGAUAGCUUGUGGCAUAGUGGUAGUGUGAUACAGUCCUCCUAUAUAAAUGUAUUGUAAUGACAUGUGGGUUAUGCUUAUGCCUAGGAACAUAAGAGUGAAAAUCACAGUAAUGCUUGAAGAUCUUCUUUUAAUGUGCUUCCUUUUGUGAAGGUUAUGGAAACACGGAAUGGACAGUGUACUGAGACUUUUAAAUAUUCUUCUGUAGGAGUUUCUACAUUUAACAUGUUUUAUUAUUCUGACAAUCUUUUUCUCUAGUCUCAGUGUUUUUCUUUUAAUUGUAGAGUUCCUCCAAAAGGUAAUUCAAACAUCAGUGUAUUUCUAUAUUUAUUGAUCCACUCAGUCAUUCAAUGUACAGAAGUGUACAACAUGAUGUGGCACAAGUCAAACAAAUGAAAUGAGAAUAUAUACAGACAUAGCUCUGCUUCUUAUAGUGUAUAUCUCACUGAAGAUCUAUUAUGUUUGUAUCCAGAAUAAUACCAGAGUAAGAAUAAGUUCAAAUAAUAAUGCUGGCCGUCAAACAGCAUAAGUUCGUUAAUGGACAAUAGGUUAUUUGUAAUGAAACAUCUUGAAUUUUGAAACAUAAUAAUAUAUAUAAUUUAAUUUAUGGUAGAUCACAUUCAAGAAAGUCUUGUAUGCUGUAAAAGUAAUGCUUUGUUAGGAGUGCUCUUAAGGGUGUUUUUUGUUGAAUGCUUUGUACUUGUGGGAGAUGGUUGUAGAGUUUGAUUCCCAUACGUUUAACACUAUUGCUGUACAGUUUAGCAGAAUGUGGAACUAGCCUUAACAAUUUUUUUGACCUUGUGUCAUGGUGGUGACUGGGAAAUACGGAAGCGUCCGAUCCCACCCGUCUGCUUUGACCCAUGACGUCACAAAUAUGGCGGAAACAAAAACAAACACACACACUUUCCACAAGAAGCCUAAUGACACUUUAA
Messenger RNA from Schistocerca piceifrons (Central American locust), 3660 nucleotides. RefSeq names its product facilitated trehalose transporter Tret1-like. The record is from RefSeq and is a predicted model, not a curated record. Lineage: Eukaryota; Metazoa; Arthropoda; Insecta; Orthoptera; Acrididae. The transcript has a single exon. Bases 187 to 1632 code for a protein of 481 amino acids. Gene Ontology annotation, molecular function: sugar transmembrane transporter activity. Gene Ontology annotation, biological process: transmembrane transport; carbohydrate transport. Gene Ontology annotation, cellular component: membrane.